AUGAAACGGGUAGCGGUGAUCGGAGCGGGAUGCAGCGGCCUGGCUGCCAUAAAAUGUUGCCUGGAUGAAGGUAUUGAGCCCGUGUGCUUUGAAAGAGAAAAUGACAUUGGGGGACUAUGGAACUAUAGUGAUACGCCAAAAGUCGGCAAAGGAAGUGUAUAUAAAUCUUGUGUCAUCAACACUAGCAAGGAGAUGAUGGCUUUCAGUGACUUCCCUCCCCCAGAUGAUUUCCCGUCUUUCAUGCCGCACAAAUAUGUCCUCAAAUACUUUCGCCUGUACGCCGAGAACUUUGGUUUGCUGGAUCAUAUAAAGUUCCAAACGUCAGUGGACAGAGUGGUACCCGCCGAAGACUACGAGGAAACUGGGCGGUGGAGGGUUACCUUCACUUCUGGGACAGAUGGUCCAAUGACGGACAUUUUUGACGGGGUUUUGAUUUGUACAGGUCAUCACACGUAUCCACAUCUCCCCAAGUUUAGGGGUUUGGAGAAUUUUAAGGGAACGAACAUGCACUCGCAUAGUUACCGGGACAAUAAAGACUUUCACGGGAAGAACGUCUUAGUGGUCGGAAUUGGAAAUUCAGGUGUAGAUAUCGCAGUAGACCUUAGUCACGCCGCUUCACAGGUUUACUUGAGCACGAGACGCGGUGCCUGGGUAGUUAGUCGGAAGGGGUUCUGGGGGUAUCCUGCUGACGCAAUCGCAAACAGUCGUUUCUUGUUCACUUUACCUAAAAAUGUGUUACAGUGGAGUGUGGAAAAAAUGUGCAACUUCAACUUUGAUCAUGAGGCUUAUGGAGUAAAACCGUCACAAAGGUGCUUCCAGACACACCCGACAAUAAACGACGAACUUCCGUUUCGAAUUAUGGUUGGUGCAAUUCAGGUCCGACCGAAUGUGCAUGAAUUUACAGACUAUGCCGUCAGUUUUGUGGACGGCACGACGGAGCAGAUUGAUGCCGUGGUGUUUGCCACCGGCUACGACUACAAGAUCGCUUUUCUGGAUAAUUCUGUUACUACGAUAGAAAACAACCAAACCUGCCUAUACAAAUACAUGUUUCCACCCCACCUCCAGCAUCCGACACUAGGAAUUGUGGGAUUGGUUCAAGCCAUUGGCGCCAUUAUGCCAAUUUCUGAAAUCCAAUGCAGGUGGUUCACACGGCUUGUUACAGACCAGUGUACCCUUCCGUCUUACUCGGAAAUGAUCGCAGACAUUCAAAACAAACGGGACUGGAUGAAUGAAACAUACGUGACGUCGCAGCGGCACACCUUACAGACCUUCUGGAUAGAGUACAUGGAUCAAAUCGCCCAGAAAAUCGGAGUCCGACCAAACUUCACGAAACUUUUCUUCGAGGAUCCGUAUUUAGCGACACGCUGCUUCUUUGGACCUUGUCUUCCUACUCAGUUUCGGUUAGAGGGUCCUGGAAAAUGGAAUGGCGCCAAACGCUGCAUCCAAGGCGCCAUCUCGCGAUGCAUGAAACCUCCGCACAAAGGGCUACAACCCAUAAACUUUAUCAAAUCCAAAACGAGGCGUCUUAGUAUUGAAAUCCAAGUACCGAAUUUUAUCAAGCCAUAUUUUGUUUUAUUUGUGCUGUGUUUCCUUUUCAUGUGUUUGCUCUUUGUGUAGCCAGCACGAGUUAAACUCGUCAAACACUUAUCUGUUGAUUUUGCUUUUGAUGUUGUUUUUUAUGUGUUUUUCGGACGUUGUGUCAGUAUAGUUUUAUGUUGUCUCCUUGGAAAUUUAGUGCAAGACAUGUCAGUUUGAUUUGAACUGUGAUAAUCUGAGUGAACGAGAUGUUUUCAUUCUUUAUUCUGGAUUCAGAUAGAUUUCAAAUUAUAUUUAUUUUCUGUAGUUGCUCUUUUUACUUGAUUGGGUCACGUGUAUAUACACUGUACAUUGUGCCAAAUACGGAC
Messenger RNA from Ostrea edulis (European flat oyster), 1904 nucleotides. Its product is annotated as flavin-containing monooxygenase 5-like. Gene Ontology annotation, molecular function: flavin adenine dinucleotide binding; NADP binding; N,N-dimethylaniline monooxygenase activity. The record is from RefSeq and is a predicted model, not a curated record. Lineage: Eukaryota; Metazoa; Mollusca; Bivalvia; Ostreida; Ostreidae. The transcript has 6 exons. Bases 1 to 1617 code for a protein of 538 amino acids.